This is a messenger RNA of Falco peregrinus (peregrine falcon), 5982 nucleotides long. RefSeq names its product N-acetylglucosamine-1-phosphodiester alpha-N-acetylglucosaminidase (gene NAGPA). The record is from RefSeq and is a predicted model, not a curated record. Bases 45 to 1823 code for a protein of 592 amino acids. The transcript is spliced from 11 exons. NCBI's taxonomy places the organism in Eukaryota, Metazoa, Chordata, Aves, Falconiformes, Falconidae.
GGCAGGGGGCGCUACCGCCGCCCGCCCGCUGCCCGCCCGGCAAGAUGGCGGCCUCCAGGGCGGCGGGGGCCGCGGGGUGGGGGCGGCCGGAGCCAGCGGUGGUGGUCGCCGCGGUGCUGGCGGCGCUCGGCUGGCUGCAGGCGACGUGCGGCGCCGGGACCCCCCCCAGCGACCUGCUGCUGCAACCCUAUUUCCCCUCCCCGCACGGCCCUCGCCACAACCACAGGCACGUGAGAGACUGUCAGCCCCUCAAGUAUGGCAACAUAACACAUGAAGCUUGGCCCAGUGACAACAGGACGGGUGGCCCUGUGGCUACCACCAGAACGUUUGUUUCUUACAUCCCCUCUGAGGGCAAGGACCGCAAGGUGGUCUAUGGCCACUUCACUUUCGUGAAGAACCCCCUGAAGACCUUCUCUGUGCUAGAGCCGGGCGGCACAGGAGGCUGCCAAGCUCACCGCAGAGCUCCUGUGGAAGAGACUGCAAGGCUUGGGAAGUGUCUGGUGGCCCAGAACGGUGGGUACUUUGACAUGGGAACUGGAGAGUGUUUUGGAAACGUUGUGAGUGAUGGAAAGCUGGUGAGAAACUCUGGAGGGCUGCAAAAUGCUCAGUUUGGCAUCCGGAAAGAUGGCACCAUGGUGUUUGGUUACCUGUCUGAGGAAGAUGUCUUGGAUCAAGCAAACGCUUUUGUGCAGCUUGUGAGUGGGGUAGUUUGGCUCCUAAGAAAUGGAGAAGUGUACGUCAGUCAGAGUCAGAUGGCUGAGUGUGGUGAAACUCAAACCACAGGAACCUUCGAGAAGUUCAUCAACGUGAUAUCGGCCAGGACUGCGGUUGGACACGACAGUCAGGGGCACCUGGUCUUGGUUCAUGUGGAUGGACAGACGGAAUCCAGAGGGGUCAACCUCUGGGAAAUGGCUGAAUUUCUGAAGCAGCAGGGAAUCAUCAAUGCUAUCAACCUGGAUGGUGGGGGGUCUGCCACACUGGUCUUAAAUGGGACCCUCGCAAGCUACCCGUCUGAGCACUGCUCCUUUGACAACAUGUGGCGUUGCCCUCGGAGCAUCUCGACCAUCAUGUGCAUCCAUGAGCCUGCCUGCGAGCCCGCUGACUGCAGCGGUCAUGGGGACUGUGUGGAAGGGGAGUGCCACUGCACUGGGGACUUCUGGAGAGGUCCAGCCUGUGACAUCUUAGACUGUGGCCCUUCCAACUGCAGCCUGCAUGGCACCUGCACCGACUCUGGAUGCCUGUGUGAUGCCGGCUGGACUGGCAGCAACUGCAGCAAAGCUUGUGCUAGCGGUUUUUAUGGGGAUGCUUGCACCCAGAAAUGCCAGUGCUACAACGGUGGCUCGUGUGACCCCCUGCAUGGAGCCUGUUCCUGCCCGGCUGGGUACUAUGGCACCAGCUGUGAGCGAGAGUGUCCCAUGGGCUGGUACGGGCCAAACUGCCAGCAGCAGUGUGCAUGUGAGCACAUGUGUCCCUGCGACCGGGAGACGGGCAGCUGCAACAUCACCUAUGCAGUGGCAGUGCAGGACCAGUUGAACAAAGCUGGGCAGUGUUUGGCUUUCCAGAAUAAGGGAAGGAGCCAAGAAAAAUUCUCUCUGUCAGAAAAAACCUGGAUCUCCAUGACCUCUGUCUUGACUCUGCUUCUCGUGAUUAGCACCGUGGGAAACAUAGGGCUUUUCCUCAAGAGCAGGCCGGAGCGGCAGGGUGAAAGCAGUGACUAUCUCUACCACCGCCUGAGGGAGGUGAACGGGGAAGCCAGUCACAGCCCCACAGCUGCUGCCUGGGAGACAGAAGACAGCCAGGACCAGAGCCAAGCGCUCCUUUAGAGCCCUGGCUGAGAGCAGGUAGGGUACUGGCUACCCUGCCCCUUGCCGUGCCGCUUGGCGCUCAGGCCUCGAGUGUGGAGCUGCUGACUGACCCGCAUGCGGCAGUGAGGGACCAGUCCCAGCCUGGGAGGCACAGCCGGCUCCCCCUCUUCCUCCGCUGCUCUGCCCGCCCGAGCAAGCAGGACUGUGCCUUUAGUGGCCAUGAGGGGAUACAGGGCACAAGCCACCAGGCUGGCUUCUGCACACAGAAUUCCACAGCUGCAGCAGGAAAGGGAACAUGCUGGUUCCCCCCAGAGGGAAGCAGGUGAGGAAUGUGAGCCAUGGGCAGUUCAGCGAGGCCUUUUCUCACCUGAGCCGUGGCUAGUAUUUGUGAGAUGCAAGAUAAAUUGCCUCUAGCACAAAGCCAGGCUUAAGGUUGUUGUAGUCUGUAACUGUCUGCCCUUCCCUGGUAAGCUCAGAUUUUUAUCAAAAAACUGGGGGAAAAAAAGUUGUUUUAAAAUGCUGCAGGAGGUGCAGCACAUAGUAAAGCCACAACGUUCCUCCUGCUGGCUGCAGAGGCGGGCUUGCAGGCUGGCACACAGCAUCGGGGCGUUCUUGCACCCCACUUCCUUCACCUGGCUGCGCUGACUUCAGGGCCAGUGUUUUCUUAUCAGAUCCUUAGUCCUAGAAGUAGCCAUUUUCAGUAGGUUUUUGUAGUACAGCAACAUGAAAAGGCCUGUCAGCUCAAACACGCUGCUCUUGCAUUCUCUCGUAGCUCCCCGAAGCCGGCGCACGCUGCCCAGCUGCACGGGCUGCUGCUGAGGGACCCCAGCGUGGAGCUCUGCCACUGGGGAAGAGUGGCAGCCGCCCAGCCUGGUGGGCACAGCCCAGCAGAGCUGCAGGCCAGGGCCCACAUGCCCUUGCCCACUGCUGCCAGCUCUGCCCUCUUCCCUCUGAGGGAGCCGCCACCAGCUGGGACUGGGAUCAGCAGGUACCCCAAGUGACCCGAGAUCCUGAACAUCUCCAGUGGAAAUCAGACAUUUUACUAAAUACAUCAUUGCACAAUGCAUUUUAAAAAAAUAAUAAUUUUUGAGUUUGCUUCCAUGUGAGGAAAAACUAGCCUUUAAUGUGCUACUUUAAUGCUGCAAAGGGGCGGGGCGGGGCGUUACAGCCUCUCUGAGCCUAAAUAUUAACAUUUUUAUGCACUGUUUUUAAGUCUCCAAGUAAAGGUAUGGAAUUUUGUGCUGCCGUUGGCAUCAAAUCAGCCUGUAAACAGGAGAUUCUAUUUUUCUAUUAUUUACAUAAGUCUAUUUGAAACUUGAAUAAAUUCUAUUAGUGGUAAGUGCCUGAAACUCAGCUUCUUCCUGCUUGGUUGCAGCAGGCAGGCGCGAUCCCUUCCCCCUUCAGCUCAGCUGGCCGUUCGAACCCAGCAGACCCUUUUUAUUUUAAAAACCCAACUAACACUGCAGGACGUGAUGUGAAAAACAAGAAAUGCUGGUUCUACAGGAAAAAAUUAAAGAACAUUUUAGUUACUAAGCAGGAGUAGCUGAAUACAAGCUUUACCUCUGUUACUCUGUGGGUAAAGGGCACAGCAUGUAGUUACAUUUGCAGAGUUUACCACAGUUUGAACAGUUGUGUCAGACGUGUUUAGAGAUGCUUUUUUAUUUCCAACAUACAGAGGUGUACAGCUCCUAGCAGAACCUACAGAUACUGGAACUAAAUACAGUUGUUGUCAAGUAACAUGUUACAAAGCACUCCGCGUUCUGCUAGUGUGCUCUUAAAGAACACCAGGGAUCUUUUGGCUGAGAAAAUUCAGAAUUUCAAUUUAUAAAAAUGAAAACAGCUGCAAGGGAGAGAAAGUGCUUGCUAAAAAAAAAUUAAAUAAAUUAAUGCCCAUUUAACUUAUCUUUGUAACCAAGAGCUUGGAAGUGGAUGCUGAUGUCGUUAAAAGCCAAUGCUUGCCGUGUGAUUCCAGUUUAGCCUUCCAAGAGAGAAAUAAUCCAGUAUAAGAAUCAUCACAAACAUGCUGGCAGAUUAUUAAAGCCAACAGCAUGCAGGAAUUUUUGACAAGUGCUUGUCGAUGUUGUCCUUAAGAGUCCAAGAACUGUUUCUUGCAUUAUUUCCUCACAGUAUAAGCAUUUCCGAUAUUACAGGCAUUUUGAACUAAGGGAUUCCCAUGGCUGGCCCUCACUGCUGCGCCAGCGCACGGCAGCCUUGUGCCCGAGCUGAGCAGACAGUUGGGCUCAGCGCUUCCUGCCAGGAUUGCCAAGCUACAGUUAAGCGUUACAGAUUCAGGAUUAUACAUUUUUUAUUAAUAGUUCUUCUUUUCCUGUUACUGAAGGGGAAUCGAUGCAGCCAACUGGGCAGCCAUAAGACUGAAGCGAACGAGCCAAGGGACUGCAGUCACCCAGAGCUGCCUCCCAUAAUGAGUCGGGAUUGCUCUUGCCCUGGCAGCAAGUACUGGCGGCCAGGAAACCCCCAGGCCAGGCUCGGUGCCUCCCUGCUGGCAGCACAGCCAUGCCCGAGUGCUACCUUACAGCUCGGCACGCGGCAGCAAUAAAGCCCCCGGCGCUGCUGCGGGCACCUUCCUGGGCCGGAGCCUCCCUCGGUCAGGUCUCGCCGUUCUGCCUACAGCAGUUAAAAAAGCCCCUUUUGAACCUGAAGGACAAAACACACAGCCAAAGCAGCUCAGUGCUGCCUUCCAGCUUUGCCCUGAAUGACGAGUGUGACACCCCCUCCCCAGCACAUGCCCACCAGUGAUGCGCAAAUGGCAGGAUGGGGCAAACCCAUAGAAAGUUACUAAGAACGAAGGUUUCACAUACGGCCGUACUUCAGUGUAAACAGCAGCACUUUGUACCUGCAGCGCAGUGUCCCUCCUUGCGUUAAACAUGGCAGUGGCUCUUUGAGGUAGCGGUUGUGUUUUGCAUAUGAAAUAUCUGACACAGGGGAAAGCCCCAAAUCACUGAGGAGCUACUUUUUAAGUACCCAGCUCGUUACCUGAACACAGCCAAGCUCACCAGCUUCACUGAGGAGCAGCUGCCACUGCACAGGAGGGCCUCGCUGCAUCGCAAGCUCUGCACCCGGAACCGCAGCCCGGUUUUAAAGGUUCUGGCUUACAAGAUCUUUGAGAGAUGAGUGGCUCCCAGGGAACCAGGAUCCAGAACACCUCCCAGCCUCAACUGACAAGAGGCUGCUGUUAAGAAAACAGCACGUUUUAUUUUCUAAAGCACACAGAUGUCAUUUUAUGGGGAGAAAGGUGCUUUAGAAGAAUUCUGCUUCUCUUGUAUCUACAGUUCACAAAGUCAGGUUUAAAAAGCACAGCACAGCACAGCACCGCACCAGCCACAACAGCCAGGCUGCUGCCCCCUUUCUCAUUGUAACAUUCAGGAAAAAAAGGCAGAAAAAGAUCUAUACUGAAUUACUUAAAUUGGUAGGUGGAAUAACCCCGGCAGUUUUGCUUACAAUCAACAUGGGAGAGUUCACAAGCUGCUUCCCACACGGAUGUGUGCAGCAGUCUCUCGUGGGGCCGGAGCGCGGUGCCACCGAGGAACAAGAAAAGCCACAGUGCGCCAUCCCCAGCACGCUGUAGGACCAGCCCCUCAUCUCUUCCCUGCUUGUUCAGAGACCUGCCAGAGGCUGCCAAGAUCCCCACUGACAAGAGUCAAACACCCAAACCUUUUCCUGCUGGCAGGACAGCAGCACAUGCCACAUUUGACAAUAAUAAUAAAAAAAAUAAAUUAAAAAAAUCCAGUGCAAUGGAGGAAAUUCUUAACCAGAGCAAACCAAGGGAAACGGGAAUGUUACCACCAUGGGACAUGACUGACCAAGCCACAGGAAACCGAAACCCUGAAACAGCGUGGGGAGGACAAGGCUGGGUUUGCUCCUGAUGCUUUGGGAAUCAGCUUGACUCUAUUUCUAGCAUCAGAAUUAAUUACAGGUAAAGGAUUUUACAUGAGGGAUACACACAUGCACUUUUAAUUCCAGAACUCUUGAUUUUCCGGAGCAAAGGCGGUACUUUUCCGUCUCUAUCAGACUGCGAUUACACUAACAUGCCAGAGACAGAGAAAUGGUGAAGUCACUGAACAACGGGGGAAUCUGCUGAACUCGCAGCUUCCCCAAAGCCGGCACAACUAAGUCACCUGUUCCACUCUUACACCAGAGACAUAAAGAGGGAGAGUAA